ACCACUAGCAAACUUACAGUUCUCACUACGCACGCACACUCUUUAUUCCUCUCUCUCUCUCUCUCUCUCUCUCUCUCUAUAUCUAUAUAUUUGUUUCUCUCUCAUGGCCGUGCUCCUCCGCGUGCAGAUCGCCGUCCUCUACGGCCUUCUCGCCCUCUCCAUAGCCGCCACCGCAAGGCCCUGCCGAACCUUCCUCAUAUCCUCUUACUCUUUCUCCUUAGCCGCCGAGAUCUUCGCCGAUCGCGGCCAUCCGAUCGAAAUCGAGGGCCGUCCUUCGCCGGUUAUCAACUCCUUCGGACUCUCCGCCUACGACUUCAGCUCCCUACGCGACCGCACGAAGGACAUUCUCAGCGUCGUCGUCGCCUUGCUCUUCGGCGUGGGCUGCGGCGCCAUCAUAGCCGCCACUAUGUACUUGCUGUGGUCCGCGUUCUCCAGCCGCUACGAUCACAGUGGAUCUUACGAUGAGGAGGAUGAUAAGAUCGAGAGCCUUAAGAAAACGGGGUACGUGAAGAUUCCGGCGAAGGAAGCAUCCAUAUGAUAAAUGCUUUAUCCUAUGAAUGUUGUGGAUUGUUUGUUUAUAAUAAUGAUAGUGGAAUUGAACGCAAAAUGCUUAUAUCAGUGUUUGUACUUUGUCAAUUUCAUUCUGUUUAAUGUAUUUGGGGGUUUUAUAUUUGAUUUAAUAUCAGCACAGUUAUAUCGGUAUCUUAUUGUCGAGAUCUAUCAUCAUCAUAUUUAGGAUUAUGCUCUUGUUAGUUAAGAGCUUGAAUUGUAUGAAAAUAGCAAUUUUGAGAUCGAGAGAGAGAGAGAGGAGGGUUGUUUGGAUAUACAUAUAUACUUGCUGUUUGUUUUUUGGUUGUCCCAUUAAAUAUUAA
Molecule: messenger RNA, 872 nt
Organism: Gastrolobium bilobum
Lineage: Eukaryota; Viridiplantae; Streptophyta; Magnoliopsida; Fabales; Fabaceae
Exons: 1
Coding region: 104-538 (144 amino acids)
Source: RefSeq, a predicted model, not a curated record